Prunus armeniaca (apricot) is the source of this 630-nucleotide messenger RNA. Lineage: Eukaryota; Viridiplantae; Streptophyta; Magnoliopsida; Rosales; Rosaceae. The record is from the annotation of a GenBank genome assembly.
AUGGGAAACCACCUCUUUUUGCCGACACCCAUUGCUGGAUAUGAAGGACAUGUUGCACGUGUUUGUCCUGAACUUGGGAAUUAUGCAUAUACAGUAGAAGCUACAAAUGCCAACCCCAACGAGAAUACAAGUUGGUGUUUAGAUUCCGGGGCUACCCACCACAUGACAGCAAACCUCUCUGCUCUUCCAUAUGCUCAACCGCAUACAAGUACAUACACGAUAAUUGUUGGUAAUGGCAACCAUUUGGCUAUCACACAUAUUGGGAACACUAAUCUAUCCAUUACACAUAAGGCUUUAGAACUUAAUGAAGUCUUAUGUGAUGGUUUUCGUGUAAAGGACAACAAGACGGGCAAGGUACUCCUUACUGGCAAUAGUUCUAGCGAAUUAUAUCAUAUCAAUGCAGUGCCAAAUGUCACCAACAAGAUCGUGUUUUAUGGGGAAAGGACGACACAAGAUGUGUGGCAUGCUCUCUUUGGACACCCUUCUCACUUAGUUUUUCAAACUCUUUUGAAUAAACACCAUUUCCCCAUUAAUGGUACUGUUGCUUCUAUUAAGAAUUUCACAUGCUUUGACUUACUACAUCUGGAAUUGUGGGGACCAGCACCCGUUGCCUCCAAUUUUAGUUACUGA